GAUGUGUCGUGAUUGUCCAAUAAAAAUUACCAAUAUUUUGUAUUUGAUGAAAGAAAAACAGCAGUUUUCAAACAAUUUUUCAUAUUUAUAUACGAUAAUAAACAUUCCGUCUUUAAAUGAAGUUUCCAUGGACGAUAGAAUUAUGGAAUCGAGCAGCUCUAGUUGUCACAAGCAUUCUUCAACCAGUGUUGAACAUCCCAAGGCUAUCAUACACAUCGAUAUAGACUGUUUUUACGCUCAAGUGGAAAUGCUUCGAAACCCAGAACUACGAUCUCAACCUGUCGGCAUCCAACAAAAAAAUAUCGUCGUAACUAGUAACUAUGAAGCUAGAAAAUACGGUAUAAAAAAGUGCAUGGCCGUUACAGAUGCUAUUAAAAUAUGUCCAAACUUAAAGUUGGUUAAUGGUGAAGACCUGCAUAAUUAUAGAGCAGCCUCUAAUAAUAUAUUUGCUGCGCUUCAACAUUGGAAGUGCCCAGUUGAAAAGUUGGGUAUGGAUGAAAAUUUUAUAGAUGUCACAAAUUUAGUAGAAGAAAGAAUAAAAAGUGUUAAAGAUGAUAAAAUCACAUUUGUAGGUCAUAUAUAUGAAGAAUCCAUUACAGAAUGCCUGUGUGGCUGCCAUUUACGUCUUAAAAUAGCUUCACAAAUGGCAAAGGAGAUGAGAAAGAAAUUGUUUGAUGAAUUAGGUUUUACAACAUCUGCAGGCAUUGCACAUAAUAAGCUGUUAGCUAAAUUAAUCUGUCCACUUCAUAAACCAAAUGAUCAAACAACAAUAUUUCCCGAGCAUGGUGCCAGUUUUAUGUCCACAUUGCAAAGUGUGCGGUCCAUUCCAAGUAUUGGUUCAAAGACUACUGAAGCACUCAUUUCUCAAAAUAUUAUAACAGUGAGUGACUUACAGAAAGUAUCUGUUGAUUUAUUAAAGAAACAUUUUAGUAGUGAUAUGGCAGUUCGACUUAAGAACCUUAGUAUAGGAGAAGAUAAUACUCCAGUGAAGCAAACAGGUAAACCUCAGAGCAUAGGGCUAGAGGAUAGUUUCAAGACUGUCAGUGUAAAGAGUGAAGUGGAAGAAAGAUUUUCAGCAUUAUUACAAAGGUUAUUGGUAUUAGUUAGAGAAGAUGGACGCAUUCCAGUUUCACUGAGAGUGACAUUACGAAAAAAAGAUGUCAAGAGGCUUAGCAGCCAUAGAGAGUCCAGGCAGUGUCAAGUAUCUCCUUCCAUUUUUACAAUAAACCAUGGUGCUCCAACUGUCACUGAGGCUGGCCAGCAAAAGCUAAUGACUUUAAUUAUGAGAUUAUUCAACAAACUCAUAGAUUUAAGUAAACCAUUCCAUUUAACAUUAGUAGGACUGGCUUUUACAAAGUUUCAAGAACGCAUGACUGGCAGAGGUUCAAUUGUGAAUUACCUAAUGAACGAUAUCUCAGUACAGUCUGUGCUUAAUAUUACAAAUGACUGUGACACAUCUGCAUCUUCAAUGGACUACUCGGCAGCUUCACCCAGUAGUAGUACCACAACUGACCUCUCUGAUGGUGAAGUGGAGCCAUCUCCGAAAAAGCCUAAAAAAGUUAAUUGGAUAGCUAAAAGAAGAUGUUUAUCUAAAGAGGAAGUAGCAUCUCCUAGUAAAUUGAAGGUAGGUGAGCUCAGGCUAAAUUCAAGAGAGCUAGAGAAAGUUUCAGAGCUAAGGCUUAACUCCAGAGACAGGUCACUAACACCAAGAGCUAGCCCAGCCAAGGAUAAUCUUUCUGAUACAGACACAAUGAAAGAUGGUUCUGAAGGUGGAAAUUGUGAUGAAUGUCCAAGUUAUGUUGAUAAAGAAGUAUUUAAUGCCCUGCCUGAUGAAAUGCAGCAAGAACUGAAGGCUAUGUGGAAAAAUCCAUCUAAUUCAGAGUUGCCUAGAAGUAGUCCAAGAAUAAUGAAUAAAGCUAAAUCAAACACUAUCUUGAAAUAUUUUGUUCCACACAAAUAGUAUUAGUUAUAUGUCUUGUUAAUUAUUAUAAGUGAUAAGUGAAUGGUUUCUAUUUUUUCAAAUCAUACAUUUUUUAUUCAGCUGAUCAAAUACAUGUUUAUGUUAUAAAUGUUCUUGAUUUUAUUUAUAUCCUUUUUAAGGUAAAUAACAAAACAUCAUUUAAAUAUAACUGGGCAUAUCAUUUAAUUUCUAUAUUUUUUAUAGCUUCUGUUACCAUGGACAACAGUUCAUUAUAUUUGUGCACUCUUUGAAUAUUGACAUGAAGAGAGUCUGCCAAAUUGGUGUAUGACAUUACGUCAACAUUGAGUUGGAGCCUGAUCUUAUCACCAUCACUAAUACCACCACUGUCAUUGCUUUGUUGUGAUGCAUUUUCACGUAUUUGCUUUAAUCUUCUAAGAGACUCUUCAGUUUUCUGUACAGAGGUCAAUACAUCUUCUACAUAUUUGUAGUAUCUAAAAUAUUUAUUACAAAUUAAGUAUAAGUGCAAAAAUAAGCUGAAAAGAUAGGGCACAAAAUGUAUAGUGAUUAGCUAAAUACUUACGAAGCAGUCAUAACAUUGAAUAAUGAUUCAUAAAGUCCUAUUAAAAAGUCAUUAUUUAGUCUGUUUGCUGCACCAUCAUUAAAAUCUUUAAUAGCACUUGUAACAACUUCUAUAUAUGUGCAGGGUUUAGUUGGUAUACUGCGGUUAGUUUUUCUAUACAACCUUGGUAUGUCACUAACUUGCUUUAAUUGCAUGUUACAGAAGUCAAACAGUUCAUUUACAAUGCAUUCCUUGAUUUUCAUUUCAGUCUUGUGUAAGCCCUCAAUUGAAGAAUUUAAGCUUUGCCUAAGCAAAGACUUGCUCUCCACAAUUGGUAUUUUGCUUUCAACGAGUGCUAAAAAUUCUGGUAACCUGUGCAAUAAUGUUUCAGUGUCUAUAUAAAUAUUAAUACUGUUUUCAAUUAGGCUCUUAUUUAUGCUUAUUGAUUCAGAUAAGGAGUUUCUCUGUAACAAUAUGGGACAUAAAUCCUUUAUAAACAAAUCAUUCUGAAAAUGCAAUCUUUUGUGACAAAUAUGACAUACUAACUAUUGACAAAGUCUAUUAAUAGUCAAAAAUUAUGUAAACCAAAGGUUACAUAUAAUAC
Messenger RNA from Parnassius mnemosyne (clouded apollo), 3084 nucleotides. Lineage: Eukaryota; Metazoa; Arthropoda; Insecta; Lepidoptera; Papilionidae. The record is from the annotation of a GenBank genome assembly.